Messenger RNA from Oncorhynchus kisutch (coho salmon), 1369 nucleotides. RefSeq lists its product as uncharacterized. The coding region runs from base 178 to 1086 and encodes 302 amino acids. The transcript has 6 exons. The record is from RefSeq and is a predicted model, not a curated record. Lineage: Eukaryota; Metazoa; Chordata; Actinopteri; Salmoniformes; Salmonidae.
UUCAAGCAUUGAAGCAUGUUGAAAGCCUCCCCUCUUCCUCCUCCACAUUGCCCCUUAUGCAACAGUGUUUUUGUCUAAGCCCCCGGGAGGCAUAUGCCCCAGCAGUAGAGGUGUUCUGCUCUAUCUGUACUGUACGAUCGUCCUCAGUGUCUGCUCCAUCUCUCUCUACCUCUCUCUAUGGCUGUUCAGCUGGUUGUAGCUCUCCUGGCUCUAGCCUCUCUGAGUGCUGCAUCUGCACCGGACUGUAAAGAACUGGUCAAACCCCUGGUACUGGAGGACCAUACCGAGCUCUAUGGCAAAUGGGUGUAUGUGAUGGGGUCUGCGGAUCAUUUAUUCUUCCAAAAUGCUUUGGGGACUCUGAAAAGCUCCUGGAUAGACCUGUCGGCUACAUCGGACCAUAAAGUAGUCACCCUAAGAUGGGGAGACCGCAUUGAUGGCAAAUGCAUCGUGGGUACAACACAUGCUACCAUCUCCGGCACCACUUCCACAGUACACAUUCAUUUGUCUGAACACAAAGGCCAGUACCUGGAGACCUGCCCUGACUGCCUGCUUUGGUCAGACACAUCUCGUAAUGGAGAUGUCACUGGCAGAUACCUGCUCCUGUUCACAAGGACAGGGAAAAUGGAUGACACAUACCUGGACACCUAUAAGAAACAGGCAGAGUGUCUGAACUUCCCAGAGAAACACCAGACCUACGAUGGAAUAACAGAGCUGUGCCCUGAUGACAAGGAGGAGAAGAAGGUGGUGGAGGAGAAGGUGGUGGUGGAAGAGGAGAUUAUGGAGGAGAUUAUGGAGGAGAAGCAGGCUACGGAGGAGGAGAAGAUUACGGAGGAAGAGAAGGCUACGGAGGAGGAGAAGGCUACAGCGGAGGAGAAGGCUACAGCGGAGGAGAAGGCUACAGCGGAGGAGAAGGCUACAGCGGAGGAGAAGGCUACAGCGGAGGAGAAGGCUACAGCGGAGGAGAAGGCUACAGCGGAGGAGAAGGCUACAGCGGAGGAGAAGGCUACAGCGGAGGAGAAGGCUACAGCGGAGGAGAAGGCUACAGCGGAGGAGAAGGCUACAGAGGAGGAGAAGGCAACAAAGUGAAUAAGAGAACCAGAUCCUCACCGUGUUGCCCAACAAAACCUCCCUUUAGUGGAACUUUGAUCCCAUAACCACUAACCAAAUACCACUUGUACUUCCAUGCACUUUAAACCAUGUCUUACAUACUCAUGACACGUUCUAGGUGCUGUAUUGUUAGAAAAUGCUAAAGUUUUUACCAUGAACUGUGUCUUUUUACUGUUUAUUUGAUAACAGUUCAAGGUAUCUUAAAUAACAAAAUAUGACUGUUCAAACAAAGACAUUUAAAUAAACACAUUCAACCUUGUAA